This is a messenger RNA of Arabidopsis lyrata subsp. lyrata, 791 nucleotides long. RefSeq lists its product as uncharacterized. NCBI's taxonomy places the organism in Eukaryota, Viridiplantae, Streptophyta, Magnoliopsida, Brassicales, Brassicaceae. The transcript has a single exon. The coding region runs from base 138 to 500 and encodes 120 amino acids. The record is from RefSeq and is a predicted model, not a curated record.
UUUCCCUAUAUAAAACCAACCUCAUCCUCAACAUCUUCAUCAAAACUUAAACAUCAAGAAGUCUCUCUACAAAAGAAAUUCUCAUAUCUAAAGAAAACUCUCAAUAGAAAACAAAUAAACAACAAUCAAGAAUCUAAAUGGGAAGAGAUCAAGAAGGAAGCCCUCCAGUUCCCUUACAUCUCUGCGUCUUCGUCCUGAUCCUAUUAAUGUUCGUAACGAUCUCAUGGUACGCGAGCUACGAACCAGUCAUAGAAGGAUUUACGGAUCAGUUCAAGCUCGCUCUCAUGGCUUCUCCUCUGCUUUUGCUCUUGGCCGUCCAUUUUCUAUCCAACGAUAGAGGAGUAGGAGGGAUGAUGACGUCUUUGAUCCAUCUGAACGAAAGAGAGUCUUUGUAUAGAGCUGGAGGAACACCAUGGGGAGUCGCCUUCAUGCUUGUCUUUCUCUUCUUCAUGGUUUCUUAUCAAUCUCAGUUUCAAGAACGUUGGUUUCCUCUUCGAUAAUGAAACGACAUCAUUUUUUGGUUCUUCUACUAUUCUUGACUUUCUCUUUGGGUUUAGUAUAAUGAAUUCAUGGUGUAUGUUGAUUGAUUUUUUUUUUUUUUUUUUUUUGGUUUCAUUCACCAAUCAUACCAUUUGAUGUAAUCUUUAAUCUCUUUUCUCGUGGUAUAUAAUACUUUAUCAUAUAUUAUGACAAGAGCAAAAGAUUGCUAUGUUUUUUUUUUUUUUUUUUGGUAUAUGCACCAAAUAACCAGUGUUAAAAAAAGUGUAAACAGACGGUAAUCCUUUGUAUAA